GCGGAGUCAGCGUGAUUGAUGUGGAGGCAGGGCGGGGCUCCGGUGGUGCAGCCAUUGCCCGGAUGCGAUAAGGCUCGCCGUUUAUUUGGUGUUCGGUCGGUUCGCGGACGGUCAUCGUGCGGGAUGGAGGGUCAAGAACCUAAAGAACCAGAGCAGAUACGCAAGCUGUUCAUCGGUGGAUUGAGUUUUGAAACUAAUGAAGAGAGUUUAAGGGAGCACUUUGAGCAAUGGGGACAACUAACAGAUUGUGUGGUGAUGAGAGAACCAUCAAAACGUUCAAGGGGAUUUGGAUUUGUGACUUACUCUAGUGUAUCAGAAGUGGAUGCUGCCAUGUCUGCUCGACCACACAAGGUUGACGGUCGUGUUGUAGAACCAAAAAGAGCAGUGUCGAGAGAGGAUUCUACAAAACCUGGUGCUCAUUUAACAGUGAAGAAAAUAUUUGUUGGUGGUAUCAAAGAAGAUACUGAGGAGUACCACUUAAGAGAUUACUUUGAGAAGUAUGGCAAGAUUGAAAAUAUUGAAGUUAUGACAGAUCGUGGAAGUGGGAAAAAACGAGGAUUUGCAUUUGUCACAUUUGAUGAUCAUGACUCCGUUGACAAAAUUGUUGUUCAAAAGUACCACACUGUGAAUGGACAUAACUGCGAAGUGAGGAAAGCACUUUCACGACAAGAGAUGCAGGGAUUGGGCUCCGGUCAGAGAGGACGUGGUAGUUCUGGAGGUGGCGGUAACCCUGGUAACUUCAUGAAUCGUGGUGGAAAUUUCGGUGGUGGAAAUGGAGGAGGAAAUUUUAAUCGAGGCGGGAAUUUUGGCGGCAGAGGCAUGGGAAACUUUGGAGGUGGCAGGGAUGAUUAUGGAGGCGGAGGUGGUGGUGGUGGAUAUAAUGGAUUUGGUGAUGGUGGCAAUUUUGGAGGUGGCCAUGGUUACUGUGGUAGAGGAGGAGGAUAUGGCGGUGGUGGCCCAGGUUUUGGCAACCAAGGUGGUGGUGGUGGAGGAGGAGGAUAUGGUGGUGGUGGCUACGACAACUACAAUGAAGGUGGAAACUUUGGAGGUAAUUUUGGUGGUAGUGGAGGUGGAAACUACAAUGACUUUGGAAACUAUCCUAACCAGUCGUCAAAUUAUGGACCCAUGAAGAAUAGCAAUUAUGGGCGUAACCCUGGUCCUUAUGGUGGUGGUUAUGGCUCUGGCGGCGGUGGUGGUGGUGGAAGUGGUGGCUACGGUAGAAGAUACUAAACUCAUUUUACCAAAAGAUUGGCUAAGAAGUCAUCUUCCACUUUUACUGUGACAAGUACGGUAAUGCUCAAUUUCAAGAGUGGUAAGAUUGGUGAAAAUUGUAGUUCUAACUAUGGUAACAUUUUUCUUUCCAUAAAUGGUAACUCCAAGGUUCGAUUCAUUCCACAACCAGGUAUAGUAAUGAAACCAUGUACUCCAUUCUCUACAGACAGUUCUUACUCAAAACAUGUGAAUCGGUAAUGAAUCUGCAUUCUGUCCUGUUGGCCUGCAACAUGUUGACAAAGCAAGUACAUUGUUGUACAAUUUACAAGGAAGUUAAUAGAAGUAGAACAAAGAUGAGAUUUUUACUUGCAGAAAUUGCAUGUUACUAUCACUGGAUUUGGUGUCUUCCAAAAUUACAUUUGCUUUUAAUAAAAGGUUUUUGACCCUUGUCUUGUUAAUGCUAUACUAGAAAAUAUUCAGACUUCACGCUCAAAUGUACUUGAGGUUUUGAAUUCUUUAAUCAAUUUGUAUAAACUGUAAAUGAGAUCCUAAAUGCUGCUUUUACAUUAUCCUUGUAGAUGUUAAAGAAAUGUACAGUAUAUAAUUUUAUAUGCAGAAUUGACAGGUGCAAAAUUUAUUUUUGUAUUUACUCUUGUACAGCAAUUCUAUGCAUAAUUUUUUCAGCCUCCAAUUAUUGUUAUUUCACUCUCCAACUUGAUGUAACACACAAAUCAAAACAUUCCACAUGGAUCUGACAAAGGAAACUCCCUCUACAAAUAUUCAUGGUAAACCAUUAAGUGCAGCCUGAAUGCUUGGAUCAAUCUUCUGACUGGUUGUUCAUUAAAAGGUAGGAUGAGGAUUGUUUGUCACUUGGAAGUAAUUUGUACAACUGAAAUUAAAGCCAAGCACAUAAAUUUUACAUCUGGCAGUCCCUUGCCCCUCAAGAAUUUCCUGUCAUAAGUACUACUUUGUUUGCAGUGACCAUUCAACAAUACAUGCUGGUAUUGUGCACUGCUUUCAAAAAAACAUGCACUCCUGUGUUCUUAACUGAAGGAAAGAACAAGCAUGCUAGUUACAUCUGCCUGUUCCAAAAGCACUUUAUGGCUAAAGAAGUAGAAGUGAAGGUAAAUAAAUUUGUACAUUAAUGAGGUACGCAAAUGUUGGACAGGACCUUUUAAACUUGCUGCUAAAGACAUGAUGGAAAGAAUCCAAAUCAGAGCAAAUAAUGGUUUUCAAUUUCCUCUUGAAAAUGCCAGUUAUUGGCAUCACUUCUCUACUGAAGUAGUGACCAAAUUUGUGUUCUAGAGUGAGGUAAGACUUGAAUCCAUAUCCUUCUGGUGUUGAAUGCUGCCAUUAUGUUAAAUUACUAUCUGUGAGGUUUAAAACAUAAUAUGAUUGUUAGAACAGUCAGAUCCCUCCACUUCAUGCUCAGUCUACCUAGUAAAGCAUUUGGUACACAAUCUGAUGGGAAGAUCUUUGCAGACUCAAAGCAAAAGGAGAGCUUUGGGGAGGAGGAGAGGUGACUUGCUAGAGGUGUACAAGAUAAUGAGGCAUAGAUAGUGGACAGUCAGAGACUUUUCCCCCAGGAAGGCAAUGGCCUCCCUGGCCAAGGGGACAUGAUUUCCAGGUGAUUGGAGGAAGAUAUAAGUGGGUGUCAGUAAUUUUUAGUGGUGAGUGUGUGGAACACAUUGCCAGAAGAGGUUGUGGGGACAGAUACAGUAGGGACUCUUAAGAGACUCUUGGACAGACA
This is a messenger RNA of Pristis pectinata (smalltooth sawfish), 2962 nucleotides long. RefSeq names its product heterogeneous nuclear ribonucleoprotein A3 (gene hnrnpa3). NCBI's taxonomy places the organism in Eukaryota, Metazoa, Chordata, Chondrichthyes, Rhinopristiformes, Pristidae. Gene Ontology annotation, molecular function: RNA binding. The transcript has 11 exons. Bases 19 to 1230 code for a protein of 403 amino acids. The record is from RefSeq and is a predicted model, not a curated record.